This is a messenger RNA of Exophiala spinifera, 951 nucleotides long. RefSeq lists its product as uncharacterized. The coding region runs from base 1 to 951 and encodes 316 amino acids. NCBI's taxonomy places the organism in Eukaryota, Fungi, Ascomycota, Eurotiomycetes, Chaetothyriales, Herpotrichiellaceae. The record is from RefSeq and is a predicted model, not a curated record. The transcript has a single exon.
AUGCUGAUCCUCAUCGCCGGCGUUUCAGGCCUGCUAGGCAAGAUCCUCGCCCGCACAGGGCUGGAAAAAGGCCACCGAAUCCGCGGGUUCGGCCGCAGCCCGUCCAAAAUCCCAGCGGAGCUUCUGGACAAGUUCGAAUCGUUCGUCGAAUGCGAAUACUAUGAAGACCGCCUCGCGCUCGACAAGGCUGUGUCGGGCGUCGAUGCCGUCAUUUGCUCCUACACCGCGCACGCAGAAGCAAUUCUAGACUCGCAGCUCGCCCUGUUGCGGGCUGUCGAGCGAGCGGGUGUCAAGGUCUACCACGCCCACUCUUGGAACCCGGACUGGUCCAGGACCAGCCUGGGCGACUGGGAACACUACGACGCGUACAUCUCCUUCCGCCGACACGUCGAGCUCACUUCGACGCUCAAGCCGGUGUACACGUUCACGGGAAUCAUAGGGGAGUACGCCGUCAGCAAGAUCGUGGGGAUCGCGCACGUCGAAGACGAUGCCGACACCGACACCGACGGUAACGGUGGUCGCAAGACGGUCGCAUACUAUGGAGACGGCACGGCCAAGUGGGAUUUCACGUACCUGGACGACGCGGCCCGCUUCAGCAUCGACUUGAUCACGACGAAUCCGUCCGUCCUCGCGGGCGAAGGGGGAAUCUUCCGCAUCCACUCGGCGGCCGCAAGUGCUCUCGACGUCGCCAGGGCGUACGAGGAGAACACUGGGCAGGGGGUCGCCCUCAGGUCUCUGGGCACCGCCGAGCAUUUGCUCCAGAAAUACAGGGAGGCGCGGGCGGCCACGAGGGAUCCGAGACAGUACUUUGUCUAUGGACCCUACUAUGUCCACGCUGCGAAUAUAAUGGGCCUCUGGAGGCUGGACAACCCCGUCGAAGUUGGUUCGGUUGACGCCGUGAAUCGCCUGUUUGAUCGGCAGAUUGACAUAGCGGCAGAUUUGCUUGAGUGA